This is a messenger RNA of Drosophila virilis, 2264 nucleotides long. RefSeq names its product gametogenetin-binding protein 2-like. Gene Ontology annotation, cellular component: nucleus; cytoplasm. NCBI's taxonomy places the organism in Eukaryota, Metazoa, Arthropoda, Insecta, Diptera, Drosophilidae. The record is from RefSeq and is a predicted model, not a curated record.
GCGACCGGACGACUUGCUGAACCCUACAUACGUGUUUGAAAUCUUAGAAAAAAUCAUUUUUAUAGUUGAUUUAUAGUGUAAAGAACAUCAUAUUAUUGUAUAAUAUAUUAUUUAAAAUACGCUUCAAACAUUGUGCUGUGUUUUGUUGCCACAAAGUGUGUCGUUAAAGUGCCUAAAACUGCCAUCGUUGGUCUUCAAAAGAACAUGGCGAGACUAACUAAAGUCUAUAAUACUGAUGAUGAUGAUUCUGGUUAUGUGGGCCGCAGGCAUUUACCUUUGGUGGCAGGUGAUAAGCUAAUGAUGCUCAUGGACCUGAACAGCAAAGGACUUGUCAUUGACAGCCCACAGAUACGGGGUCGCGAACUGGAGGAAUUCUCACGUAAAUUUAAUCUGCUCACAGAAACGGAACGCAAUCAAUCGCUUGUGAUUGAUAGCAGUGGCUUCAUUUCGGUGCUCAAUCAGUGCGUCCAGUGUGUGGGCUGCCGGCGAAGGGUGGAGCGUUUGUUUUACCAGCUAGCUGAGUCCGGCCAUCGUACUGUCGACCCGCUGGAGUUGCGCGACAAUUGCACGCUGGGCAUAACGGAGGAAAAACUAAAAACACCUCAGGCACUGGGCACUCUACUAUAUAGGCAUCACGAGGUGCUCAACAAUCUGUUGGAUAAUAAACUGCGCAACAAGACGCGUUGUGUGCUCCAUUCAUUGGACACGUUCCGUGCCAAACCAUUUUCGGAAACGUGGCGCGAAGUGUGGUCCGCCAUGAAGAGCAAUUGUCGCACCGAGGUGACCAUCAUUGAGACAAAGGAACUGCACGAAGUGCUCGAUAAGUAUCUGAAGAAGCACAAGUUUUGCGCCGGCUGUCGCACAAAGAUCGAGCGUGCCUAUAAAAUACUCAUUGGCGAGGUAUCCACCAAGGAGAAGGGCUAUGCGGCACAGCUGUAUGCCCACAUACGCAAGUGUGUGCCCGAUGAGCACAUACAUGUGAGCACGAAUAAAAUCGAGUUCCUUGAUGCGCUUAUCAAGCGUGCCGAGCCGGAGGUAAAUGGUAGCUACUCGAAACUGCGCGAACGCCAUGCCAAAACGCUGGAGAUCGCCCAGGAGGAGGUGCUCACGUGUGUCGGCAUGAUCAUGUACGAGCGCUUGCGUCGCAUUUAUGUUAGUCUGCGUGAGGAGGAGCGUGCCUGCCAAGUGCUGGCUGCUGUGGGCGUGCAUGCGCUCUGUCGCAGCUUUCAUGAGCGUGUGGAGGAAAAACAGGGCAUCAGCAACUUGGAGCUGCUCUAUCAGGAGAUCAGUCGCGCGGAGAAAGCCAAGGAGCUGAAGCGUGAGCAGAAGAAGCUCAAGAAGAAGAAGAAGAAGGAUGAGAAAAAGAAUAUGCAUCGUCUGUGUGAAAACGAUAUUAAUAAUGCGAACGACGCUGCCGAAACGGACUACGAGGAGGAAGAAGAUGACGUUAUUCCUGAGGCUGAAGCUGAAUCUGAGCCUGCGGUUGUAGACGACGCCGUCGAUGAUGGCAUCGUUAUACUCUGUGCAGACGCAGAUCCGGAGCCAAAGCCGCCAACGCCAAGUGACAAAUCAACGAAAUCGAAAUCGAAGAAGCAACCGAAGAAAAAGAAGCAAAAAUCUGCUAGCAAGAAAGCUAAAAAGUUAUUGUAUGUCGAUGACCACUUAGACGUGUCUAAAGCAUCGAAAUGCAACGACUGCUUAGCACCCAUCCCCAAUUGUCCCUGCGAGCAGGAUGUGCGCGAUUCUGGCUAUGGCAGCGAUCCACCCACAUCGCAUGCCAAUUCGCGCAUUUCCAGCGCAAUCUCGUCGCCGGAAGGCUCAGAAGUUUCGUGCUCGGACGGACUGUGCAAUCAUCAUGACGGGCUGCUGGACGAGGAGCAAAGCGUCGAUGAUGUUGCAGUCCGCAACAGUUACGUCUCCGGUUUGCUCUAUGGCCAACAGACGCAAUUGGAUCAAAAAUUCUCAUUGCUGCAGAUGUGGGACUACUUUGACGACUACGAUCAGGACGAUGAGAACUGUUGUUACAUUCCCCAAGAGGUGGUACUGGCUUAUCAAUACCAGCGUGAGCAAGUGCAGCGUCAACGCGAACAGCUGCGUGCCACAUUGCGCCAGAAUUUUGAACGCUUGUGCCUACAGCGUGGUGUCCACAUAGGCACAACCAAUGCUGCCGCUGGAGUCGAUGCCACCUCAACUGGCCAUUAAUGCAUUAAACCGUUGUAGUUAUUCAGUCGCGCGUUGCGAUUUUUCAAAAUCCACGCGGCGCA